AGGAAGUAAAAACGGAGUCCAGCCGUUUACCGGCCUUUUUAACCAUGCGGCAUUUCCCAUCAAAGUUUUAAUGUCUAUAGAGGAGGACACCGAAACAAUGGAGCCACAGACAAAGCGCUGGAAAGGGCCGGUGUGUGACACCGACUCCUGGGUGGCUUAUCCUGUACUGUCAGAUGAGCAGUCACAAGACGUCGAGCUGAUAGAGGCGUUCGCUGCACCCAUUGUCAACAAGAAAGAGACGUCUCGACUUGUCAGGGAGCUGAACAGCCUCUACCCCUUAAACGGCCUCCAGCACGUCAAGAGGGUGCGAGCGUGCAAGGAGAAGGGCGGCCCUCACCCCCUGGAGGUCCUGCUGUGCCUCGUCAGCGAGGCGCCACACGUGAAGGAGGUCAGCGUGGAGUCUCUGCUGCCCUCGGGUGAAGUUAGACAUGACGGAUUAGGUGAGCCUUUUGUGGUGAAGGUCCCCGCUCGUCCCCCCUUGACGCGACCCCAGUUUGAGCUGGCGAGCAAACACUGGCCCACUUCCUUUCACGAAGACAAACAGGUGACCGUCGCCCUGAGGGGAGAGCUCUUCAGCUCGCCUCAGAAAGCCAGGAUGCACAUGUACAUGACGUCUGCUCUGACUGCUGCCAAACAGGGCAAGGAGUUAGGGAUGGAGGCGGUGGGGGCCUCAGUGGUCGACCCGGCGACGGAGAGGAUCGUCGCGGUGGGCCACGACUGCCGAGGCGACCACCCUCUUCAUCACGCGGUCAUGGUCUGCAUCGACCUUGUGGCUCGGAGUCAGGGUGGUGGGGGUUACCGCUUUGACAGAUACCCUGCUUGCCACUAUUCAUCGCCCAGAUCCAUCUCUACCUCAGAUACCUCUCAAAACACGCCUGACGCUCAGCCGUACAUAUGCACCGGAUAUGACCUUUACGUGACCAGAGAACCUUGCGUCAUGUGCGCCAUGGCGCUGGUCCACUCCCGGAUCGGUCGUGUGUUCUACGGGAGCGCCUUCGCUGACGGGGCUUUAGGGACCAAAUAUAAAAUCCACUCACAGAAAGAUUUGAACCAUCGUUUCGAGGUUUAUAAAGGAGUCUUGGGGAAGCAGUGUGAAGAUCUCAACACGCUGGAUGAAAGUUUAGUGGGAAACAGGAAAUAAAUGUGUCUGAUCAGCAGGACGAGAUCUGAUUAUCAUGAUGUUUCACAUAAGUGUUUAUUUUAAAUAAAGUUUUUAAUCUUG
Thunnus maccoyii (southern bluefin tuna) is the source of this 1222-nucleotide messenger RNA. It is a transcript of the gene adat3, whose product is annotated as adenosine deaminase tRNA specific 3. Gene Ontology annotation, cellular component: nucleus; cytoplasm. NCBI's taxonomy places the organism in Eukaryota, Metazoa, Chordata, Actinopteri, Scombriformes, Scombridae. The coding region runs from base 71 to 1141 and encodes 356 amino acids. The transcript has 2 exons. Gene Ontology annotation, molecular function: tRNA-specific adenosine-34 deaminase activity. The record is from RefSeq and is a predicted model, not a curated record.